UCCGGGAUCAGGAACCGCCCCGUCACUUACCGUCCAGCUCCACUCUUUGUUAUAUUCAUAGAAAAUCCCAGCGGCUUACCCCGGAGCGGACACUGCGCUUCCUGCUGCCCGCCGAGCCGCACAGGGACCAGGUUAUUGCUCUCUGCAGGAUUUCACAACAAUCAUGUCUAAGAAGGGAGGAAACCGAGGGCCGGAGAUGGAGGGGCCGGUGGAGGGCUCCAUCAUCCGGAUCCCACCUCACCACUACAUCCACGUUCUGGACCAGAACACCAACAUCGCCCGCGUGGAGAUCGGGCCGCUGACUUACAUCCGGCAGGACAAUGAGAGAGUGCUCUUUUCGCCGGUGCGAAUGGUCAUGGUGCCGCCUCGUCACUACUGCGUGGUCGCCAACCCGGUGGCCCGCGAUGACAACGGCCAGGUCCUCUUCGACCAAGCAGGGCAGGCCAAGCUCCGCCAUGCCGACCUGGAGAUCCGGCUGACCCAGGACCCGUUUCCUCUUUACCCCGGCGAGGAGGUCCAGCAGGACGUAACAACGCUGCAGAUCGUGUAUCCCGACACGGCUCUGCGUCUUCAGGCUCUGCUGGACUUCGAGGAAGCUGACGGACAGAAGAGGGUGGCUGGAGACGAGUGGCUGUUUGAGGGACCAGGUACAUACAUCCCACGGAAGGAGGUGGUGGUUCUGGAGACCAUCAAGGCCACAGUGAUCCGUGAGAACCAGGCCAUCAGGCUGAGAGCUCGCAAGGAGGGCCAAGACCGAGGAGGAGUCCAACGGGUCACAGGUGAGGAGUGGCUGGUCCGGAAGGUGGGAGCUUACCUGCCGGGUGCUCACGAGGAGGUCAUCGACAUCGUCAACGCCUUCAUCCUGACUGACAAGAGAGCGCUGCACGUUCGCGCUUUGCGGCCCUUUAAAGACGCCGGUGGACGUGACCGGCGUACUGGGGAGGAGUGGCUUGUCACCAUGGCCGACCGCGAGGCGCAUAUCCCGUCGGUGGCCGAGGAGGUGGUCGGGGUGGUGGACGUGACCACGCUGAGCAGCCGGCAGUACUGCGUCAUCCUGGACCCGGUCGGACCCGAUGGGAAGCCUCAGCUGGGCCAGAAGAGGGUGGUGAAGGGCGAGCGCUCGUUCUUCCUGCAGCCUGGCGAGCAGCUUGAAAACGGCAUCCAGGAUGUUUACGUUCUGUCGGAGGAGGAAGGUUUGGUGCUGCGAGCCGUCGAGGCCUUUAAUGACACCCAGGAGCAGGAGGAAGAGGAGGACGAGGAGGCCCAGCAGGAGGAGAGGGCCAAGCGCUCCCGGAGGAGCGGUGUCCUGCGUCGCCCCGGAGACCGCUGGAUGCUGCGCGGUCCCAUCGAGUACGUUCCCCCCGCCACGGUGGAGGUGGUGCUGAGGCAGCAGGCCAUCCCGCUGGACGAGAACGAGGGCAUCUACGUCCGGGACAUCAAAACUGGAAAGGUGCGAGCAGUGAUCGGUCACACCUACAUGCUGACUCAGGACGAGGAGUUGUGGCAGAAGGAGCUUCCUGCGAAGGUCGAGGCCCUGCUGACGUCCCGCAUCGACCCGCUGGCCGACCGCUCGGACCGCAGGGGGGUGGUGGAUCAGGAACCGAGGGACAAGACCAAGGUGGUGUCCUUCAGGGUCCCCCACAACGCCGCUGUCCAGGUGUAUGACUACAGGGAGAAGAAAGCCAGGGUGGUGUUCGGACCGGAGAUGGUGAUGCUGGGGCCUGACGAGCAGUUCACCGUGCUGUCGCUGUCUGGAGACAAACCGAAGAGGGCCAACGUCAUCAAAGCCAUCUGCCUGCUGCUCGGGCCCGACUUCUUCACCGACAUCAUCACCAUCGAGACCGCCGACCACGCAAGGCUGAAGCUGCAGCUCUCAUACAACUGGCACUUUGAGGUGAAGUCUCCAGCCUCUGCUGGCGAGUCAGCAGCUCUGUUCUCGGUUCCUGACUUUGUGGGAGACGCCUGUAAAGCCAUCGCCUCCAGGAUCCGAGGAGCAGUCGCCUCCGUGCAGUUCGACGAUUUCCACAAGAACUCCAACCGGAUCAUCUGCUCCGCGGUGUUCGGCUUCGACGAGAAGCUGGUGGUGCGUUCGAGUCUUCACUUCAACCAGAACAACCUGGUGAUCAGCAGCGUGGACAUCCAGUCGGUGGAGCCGGUCGACCAGAGGACUCGAGACGCUCUGCAGAAGAGCGUCCAGCUGGCCAUCGAGAUCACAACCAACUCCCAGGAGGCCGCCGCUCGACAUGAAGCCGAGCGUCUGGAGCAGGAGGCUCGGGGGAAGCUGGAGAGGCAGAGGAUCACCGACCAGGCCGAGGCCGAGAGGGCCAGGAAGGAGCUGCUGGAGCUGGAGGCCCUCAGUGCUGCUGUGGAAAGUACCGGAGCUGCGAAGGCCGAGGCUCAGUCUCGGGCCGAAGCGGCUCGAAUUCAGGGUGAGGCGGCCGUCAACGAGGCCAAACUGAAGGCCGAAGCUCAGAGGAUCGAGGCGGAGGCGGAGCUUCAGCGGCUGAUGAAGGCUCGUGAGCAGGAGCUGAACUACAAGAAGGAGAUAGACCGACUGGAGGUGGAGAAGCAGGAACGUCUGGCUCAGAUCGAGAGUCAACGCUUCAGCCAGCUGAUGGAGAGUUUGGGCAGCGACACCCUGAAGGAGAUCGCCAGAGCCGGACCAGAGCUGCAGCUGAAGAUGCUUCAGGCUCUCGGUCUGAAGUCGACUCUCAUCACUGACGGCUCGUCGCCCAUCAACCUCUUCACCACCGCCAACGGCCUGCUGGGGGCGCUGCCGGGCCAGGGCCAGUGAGGAGGAGGAGGAGGAUGAAGGCCAGAAGUAAACCUCGACUCGUUUUUCAGCUUUAAAAGCAUCAGAUUUCACGCAGGAACUCUGAAUUUAGACAAAACAAAUACAGAAAAUCUGCAUGAUUUGUCUGUUCAUUCACUUAUUUCAGUGUUGGAACUAAAAAGAGAAGAAAAAAAGUAAGAAUUUAGUUUUUUUUAAAAAGGAAAUGACUGUUUUAUGAUUAUUACUGAACAGUUAAAGUGUCUGAUCCUGUUUUAGUUUCUCUGCAGGUGAAUAAACGGCAAACAUCCAAAAAUAAAACCCAUUUUUAAGUCAUUUUCAAUGUCUAUGGAAAAAAUAUAUUCAGAUAUUUUUUCCGGUCUUUUUGUUGUUGUUGUUUGUUUAUUCAGAUUAAAUGAAAUAAGUGAAUGAACGACAAUUAUAUCUGUGAUGGUUAAAGCGUCCAGGUGAAGCGAGUUUCGGAGGUUUACUUUUGGAUCUCUGCUGCGAAUUGAAGAAAUUUUGUGCCUCUAACCGAAGAUGCUGUUUCCUUCCCAAAGAUUUCUCUGCUUUGCACUUAAAUGUGACACGAUGGGAUGAAAGUUGUGUUUACAUGUUAAACCUUUUCCUGUUUCUGUGGUAAUAAAGUCCAAGUGGAAGUCCGGCUGUGGGUCCGACAUGAAGAACUGACAUCCUUUGAAGUGCUAAUGCUGGUGUUUUCACUAUGACUUCUCUUUGAAGCAAUAUUAAAAAAUCUGGCGUA
Stegastes partitus (bicolor damselfish) is the source of this 3533-nucleotide messenger RNA. It is a transcript of the gene mvp, whose product is annotated as major vault protein. The record is from RefSeq and is a predicted model, not a curated record. The transcript has 17 exons. NCBI's taxonomy places the organism in Eukaryota, Metazoa, Chordata, Actinopteri, Pomacentridae. Bases 164 to 2794 code for a protein of 876 amino acids. Gene Ontology annotation, cellular component: cytoplasm; nucleus.